UCGGCAAAAGAAAACAUUUGUAUUUUUCUAUACCCUGUUUUUGAGCGUAAAACUGCAUAAAACAAAUAACAUUUCAUCUGGAGUUGAAACCACUAAGAAGCAGUUAUUAAUCGGCGCGAAAGGGGUAGAGUUUAUCGGAGCACGGCAUCAUGGAUCAGGACUAUGAGUGCAGGCUGCUCAGACAGAUAAACAUCCAAAAUGAGAAUGCCAGCCCAAUAAAAUCUUUAGGAGUGGCGCGAGCUCUGACACCCACCAGCUCCCCCCUGUCCUCCCCUAGUAAGCAUGGUGAUCGCUUCAUUCCCUCCCGGGCCGGAGCUAACUGGAGUGUCAACUUCCAUCGUAUCAAUGAAAUUGAAAAGUCGCACAAUCAAAACAGGAAAACCAAAGAUGGAACAACAGACAGCAACAAAGCGGACGGCCUGGCUUACUCGGCUCUGCUGAAGAACGAGCUGCUGGGAGCGGGCAUUGAAAAAGUCCAGGACCCCCAGUCUGAAGACCGCCGCCUGCAGCCAUCUACUCCAGCCAAGAGGAGCCUUUUUAGUUAUUCUGUAAGUGCUAAGAGGGCUCUGCCUGAAGAGGAUGGAAACACAGUCUCUCCGUAUUCUCUAUCACCUGUCAGUAGCAACAGCCAGAAACUGCUACGGUCGCCAAGGAAACCGACGCGCAAAAUUUCCAAAAUUCCAUUCAAAGUCCUGGACGCUCCAGAGCUCCAGGACGACUUCUACCUCAACUUAGUGGACUGGUCCUCUCUGAAUGUGCUCAGUGUUGGACUGGGUACCUGCGUAUACCUGUGGAGUGCCUGCACCAGCCAGGUGACCCGUCUAUGUGACCUUUCUGUAGAAGGAGAUUCUGUAACAUCAGUGGGCUGGUCAGAGAGGGGAAACCUGGUGGCGGUGGGGACUCAUAAAGGAUAUGUACAGAUUUGGGAUGCAGCAGCAGGGAAGAAGCUCUCUGUACUAGAAGGACAUACAGCCAGAGUGGGUGCGUUGGCAUGGAAUGCAGACCAGCUGUCGUCUGGGAGCCGUGAUAGGGUGAUUCUGCAGCGGGACAUCAGAGCCCCACCUCUCCAGUCAGAGCGCCGCCUGCAAGGGCACAGACAGGAAGUGUGCGGUCUGAAGUGGAGCACAGACCACCAGUUGCUAGCGUCAGGUGGAAAUGACAACAAGCUGCUUGUGUGGAACCACUCGAGUGUCCUCCCAGUGCAGCAGUACACAGAGCACUUGGCCGCGGUGAAGGCCAUCGCCUGGUCCCCCCACCAGCACGGCCUGCUGGCCUCGGGAGGCGGCACCGCCGACCGAUGUAUCCGCUUUUGGAACACUCUGACAGGCCAGCCACUGCAGUGCACCGACACCGGCUCCCAGGUCUGCAACCUGGCCUGGUCCAAGCACACCAACGAACUGGUCAGCACACAUGGUUAUUCCCAGAACCAGAUCCUGGUGUGGAAGUAUCCCUCCCUCACUCAAGUAGCCAAACUUACAGGACAUUCCUACAGAGUACUUUACCUGGCCAUGUCCCCUGAUGGAGAGGCCAUUGUAACGGGAGCAGGAGAUGAAACACUUCGCUUCUGGAACGUCUUUAGCAAGAUGAGAUCAACUAAGGAGUCGGUGUCAGUGUUGAACCUCUUCACCAGAAUCCGGUAGUCAGCACACCUCUGCACUACGAGGGAAUAAAGACUGGAAGGGGAAUUUAUCUUUGCACGUGUCAAGUCCGCACUGUAAACGGGCCCCUUCUUUUGAGUGUUUGCCUCAGUAGUUGACAAGACGGCCAGCUCGAUUGGCCUUAGUUAAUUAGCAAAGUUGUAGCCGAAGGUGGGAGGAGCUGGGGACAUGUGCAGCCUGAGUGUUGAGGGCGGAGGUGAUACAUACAGAAAGUAUUCUACUAACUCCUGAAUGACGGAGCCGCUGCCUCCUCCGACAGACCAGUGAUCUCUGAUGAUGAGGAGAACUUUGGGGAGUUUCUCUCCCUGCGUGAUUAUGUUUUGUUUACAGACUGUGUGCAUACCUGCCAAAUAUUGAGUUUGUCAUUUUUGAUUGUCUAUUUAUUUUUCUUUCUUUAUAUUUCUUCUCUUUUUCUUUUUCUC
This is a messenger RNA of Scomber japonicus (chub mackerel), 2080 nucleotides long. Its product is annotated as fizzy-related protein homolog. Gene Ontology annotation, molecular function: anaphase-promoting complex binding; ubiquitin ligase activator activity; protein binding. NCBI's taxonomy places the organism in Eukaryota, Metazoa, Chordata, Actinopteri, Scombriformes, Scombridae. Gene Ontology annotation, cellular component: anaphase-promoting complex. Bases 150 to 1640 code for a protein of 496 amino acids. Gene Ontology annotation, biological process: anaphase-promoting complex-dependent catabolic process; positive regulation of anaphase-promoting complex-dependent catabolic process; positive regulation of ubiquitin protein ligase activity. The transcript has 14 exons. The record is from RefSeq and is a predicted model, not a curated record.